Oikopleura dioica is the source of this 594-nucleotide messenger RNA. NCBI's taxonomy places the organism in Eukaryota, Metazoa, Chordata, Appendicularia, Copelata, Oikopleuridae. The record is from the annotation of a GenBank genome assembly.
AUGCUCUUCGGCGACGUGCUGGCUCUCGCAACGAAAGUAGACCUGGACUCGCCCCUUCACGACAUCACGUUCCUAGACAACCCAAAAACGGCAUUUGCCGUGAUCGCCGAGAUAGCUCGCCUCAGGGAUCUUCACGAGAACACGCUCGGGUGGCCAAGUGCUCACGACAGCUUCGAGAUCAAAUUCGCACUACGAGACUUCACGGCCGCGGAACGAAUUUCCGGUUGUCUGACAUCGGCCAUCUGGGCAGACAAAGAAGAUAACCCCGGGAGUGUAGAUUACACUCCGAUCGUGAAUUGGGUGCUCAAGCAGAAGAACAGGCAACACUCAACGGCAACAAUCAGACAAACAAGGGGAUGCCUCGACGACGCCGCCAACAUUCUUCUUGGUGUCACAACAGACGACGACUGCAUCCUCAGCCUCCGCGUGCACCGAAGACUCACUGUUGAUGAACACUUCCGCAUAACCGAAAUAGUGAACUCGUCCCUCAACGACGCAACAUGGACCGUGACUCGACGAAGUGGAUGGAUGCGAAUCGCAAGCGAGGCCAUUCUUCACCGACUCUUGAGCGGAGAAGUCCAGCUGAUCGAAUAA